AAUUUUUUCAGGCACUAUGGACUGUGACAUAGCCUCGUAUCAUGUCGAAUCAUUCAAUUAUCUGGUAGAGGAGGGUGUUCAUCUUGCCGCGCAGUCAGUGCCGAAGGAAAAGUUCCGGUUACCUUCUGGAGAAGCUGUUGAGUUGAGCUAUACCGGUGCAUCGUUGGCGAUGCCCACACUUGAAGGCGGGUCAAACAAGCUAUCAGUCAUUGAUCAGUUGCGAGUUCUACCUUCCGAAUGCCGACAAAGAGGUAUAACUUAUGCUGGAAACUUGAAAGUAGGAAUAGAGAUCAGAAUAAACGGCCAACGCGUUGAUGUCGUAGAAACAAUACUCGGUCGAGUGCCAGUCAUGUUAAGAUCGAGCGCUUGCCACCUGAGUAAGAUGAGUAAGCAAGAGCUGAUAAAAGCUGGUGAAGAGGGCACUGAAAAAGGAGGAUAUUUUAUUUGUAAAGGUAGUGAAAAGGUUAUCCGUCUUUUGGUCGCAAAUCGACGGAAUUUCCCGAUCGCGUUGCAUAGGAAAACAUUUCGCGAGAAGGGACUUCUGUUCACUGAGUAUGGCGUUAUGAUGAGAUGUGUGAAGGAUAAUCAUACUGCCGUAAUGAUGACGAUCCACUAUCUGGAAUCAGGAACGAUACAAAUAGCUUUACAGUAUCGUCGUGAAAUCUUCUAUCUUCCCUUUAUUUAUAUCUUAAAAGCUUUUGUAGACAAGAAUGAUGCUUUGAUUGCAGCUGAAAUGAAAAGAGGAAGGAAAAAUGAUACGUUUUUCUCAUCUUGUGUGACAAAUAUGUUGUCACAAUGCCAAGACGAAGGUGUACUACACAGAGAAGCUGCUCUAAGAGCUAUUGGAACACGAUUUCGGGUUGCCGUAGCCGAUCGGAUAGCGCCAUGGGAGGAUGAUGAGGAAGCUGGGCGAUUCAUCAUCAACUCUUGUGUAGCUGUUCAUAUCGAUGAUUGGGAGGAAAAGUUUUAUCUACUUAUUUAUAUGGCGCAAAAGCUCUUCGCACUUGUGAAGGGCGAAUGCGCUCCAGAAACUCCUGACAAUCCCCAGUUCCAAGAAGCUGCUGUAUCCGGUCACAUAAUCCUGCUAAUCAUACGUGAACGUAUGGAAAAUAUUCUUGGUAUGGUCAGACGUAAGCUGGAAUUCAAUGCGAAAAGAAAGAAAGACACAUUCGCUGUCACUUCAAAUGAAGUUGUUCGUGCUCUUGGUAGCCAUCAAAAUGGUGAGAUCACUAGGGGCCUGGAAUACUUUCUCGCUACGGGUAAUUUGAUUACGAAAAUAGGAUUAUCUCUACAGCAGGAUACGGGAUUCUCCGUCAUAGCUGAGAGAAUCAAUCAGUUGAGAUUUGUGUCUCAUUUCCGUGCCAUUCACAGAGGAGCUUUCUUCAUGGAAAUGAGAACAACCGAUGUUCGCAAGCUGCGACCAGAGGCUUGGGGUUUCAUUUGUCCGGUACAUACUCCUGAUGGAGCACCCUGUGGUCUUCUGAAUCAUGUCACAGCAUCAUGUCGCAUUGUGACCCAUUACUCCGAUACUCGAGAGCUACCAGCUUUGCUUGCAGACCUUGGAAUGCUUUCUCACAAGUCCGUAGUGUUUGCCUCGGACAAAGAGGAGUAUUAUCCGGUCGUGCUUGAUGGCCGAUUUCUGGGCUACAUACCUAUAAGGAAAGCAGCAUCGAUAGAGCGACAGUUGCGAUGCAUCAAAACCGAUGUAAAUGACAACAGAGUGCCUUGUUUGGCGGAGAUAGCUUUGAUCCGUCGAUCGUUGGAUAUGAAAAAUAUCCAAACGCAGUAUCCUGGUUUAUAUAUACUUACCGAUCCUGCUCGUCUGAUAAGACCUGUGCGAAAUCUACUGACUGACGCUGUGGAGUACAUUGGCACCUUCGAGCAGGUUUACCUGUCCAUAGUGAUAGAUCCAGAUGAAGCAGAGCCAGGGGUGACUUUUCAUCAAGAACUUCAUCCUAGUUGUUUGUUCUCCUUUGCUGGCAACCUCAUACCGUUCCCAGAUCACAAUCAAUCUCCCAGGAAUGUUUAUCAAUGUCAAAUGGGUAAGCAGACUAUGGGAACUGCAGUGCAUGCGUGGCAUACAAGAGCUGAUAAUAAAAUGUACAGGCUACAGUUUCCGCAAAGCCCGCUAUUGAAGUUGGAAGCAUAUGAACGUUAUGAAAUGGACGAGUACCCUCUAGGAACCAAUGCUUGUGUAGCUGUGAUCUCUUAUACAGGUUACGAUAUGGAAGAUGCUAUGGUGAUCAACAGAGCAUCAUUUCAACGAGGUUUUGCUCAUGGGACUGUGAUCAAGGUGGAAAGGAUAAAUUUGGUUACAAUGACUGAAAAGAAAACAAUGUUUCGCAUGGAUCCUAAGCAACCGUACAGUACAGUUGGAUGUGACGGUCUUCCAAUUCCAGGGCGUCGGUAUAUGCUUGGAGAUGUCUACUAUGUCACCUAUAACCAAGACACUGGAUUACAUCAGGCAUACAAGUUCCACUAUGCCGAAGCAGCUUACUGCGGUAUCGUUCGUCUCGUUCAUCAAGAAGGAGCAGAUGAGGCUGCUAGGCAUGCCCUGAUACAAUGGCGAAUUGAAAGGAAUCCUAUUAUUGGUGACAAGUUUGCUUCACGCCAUGGCCAGAAAGGGAUCAACUCGUUUCUGUGGCCUGUUGAAAAUAUGCCGUUUAGUGAAAGUGGAAUGGUUCCAGAUAUCAUUUUCAACCCUCAUGGUUUUCCUAGUCGGAUGACUAUAGGUAUGAUGAUCGAGAGCAUGGCAGGAAAAGCUGCAGCGAUGCAUGGCGAAGUGUAUGAUGCUUCUCCCUUUGUUUUCAACGAAAAGCAUACCGCUAUCAGCCAUUUCGGUGAACUGUUGUCUAAAGCCGGUUAUAAUUAUCUUGGAAAUGAGACAUUUUACUCUGGAGUAGAUGGUCGGCAAAUGGAGGUGCAAAUCUUCUUCGGGAUAGUCUACUACCAGAGGCUAAGGCAUAUGAUCGCAGAUAAAUUCCAGGUGCGGGCAACUGGUCCUAUAGACCCCAUAACCCAUCAACCAGUCAAGGGUCGUAAGAAAGGUGGUGGCAUUCGAUUUGGAGAAAUGGAGAGAGAUGCGAUUAUUGCUCAUGGAACCGCUUUUGUGCUGCAGGAUCGAUUACUCAAUUGUUCUGAUCGAGAUGUGGCAUAUGCUUGUCGACGAUGUGGUUCGUUGUUGUCGGUCUUGAUGAGCACUAAAACUAUGGCCGUAAGGCAGCGAAAGGGAACAAAUGCUACCACUGACUACACUGAAAGACAAAUAUGCCGAAAUUGUGGCAAAGAGGAUCAAGUGUACUUAGUGCAGGUACCAAGAGUGUUUCGUUAUCUAACAGCUGAACUGGCAGCAAUGAACAUAAAAAUUCACCUAGGGAUAAAAGAUAGUUCCGAAAUUAUAAGAGCAUGAAGAAUAGUUGUUGAAUAGAUGUUGAUAAUUUCCAUAGCUGUAUCAUGUAUAGGCGUUCUUACAACGCAUGCCAAGUUGUUAUUGUUACUGUUGCAAGUUGCUUGUGUAUUUGAUUGUUGAGUUUGUUGUUAUGAACACUUUUUCAUGGUAUGUACCACCGAAUCAGAACUAACCAAAACGAUUACUUUUCUAUAAAUUGU
This is a messenger RNA of Cylicocyclus nassatus, 3609 nucleotides long. NCBI's taxonomy places the organism in Eukaryota, Metazoa, Nematoda, Chromadorea, Rhabditida, Strongylidae. The record is from the annotation of a GenBank genome assembly.